Molecule: messenger RNA, 1667 nt
Organism: Carassius auratus (goldfish)
Lineage: Eukaryota; Metazoa; Chordata; Actinopteri; Cypriniformes; Cyprinidae
Product: protein FAM19A2
Exons: 6
Coding region: 490-882 (130 amino acids)
Molecular function (GO): receptor ligand activity
Source: RefSeq, a predicted model, not a curated record
UGCUGACAUUAUAGCUGUUACGUCAAAACGCUCCUGCUAUUUAUCUGGGGUAGCUUUAAAUGCAUAGUAGUUGUGUGUGUGUGUGUGUGUGAGAGAGAGAGAGAGAGAGAGACAGGUUUGACUGUGUAUUUCAGUCAGUGUGUGUGAAGCUCGGGGAAGAGCUGCAUCUGUUUCUCUCCAUCUUAUUUCUUUUUGGACUUCAAUGGUUUUUUUUUACGGCUCAUAAUUAACAUCACAAUUUAUUCAAACUGGAGACGCGGGAAGCGCUUCGCGGAAUAAUCUCGUUUGUUCAACUCUGUGACGGUUAGUGACGGUUAGUGACGGUUGGGCGCUAAACUCCCGCGCGGAUCCGAAUCAUGUGAGCGCCGCUGACUGAACCGAACCCGAACUCGAACUCGAACCGAGAGGAAGUGGAACCCUGGAUCGAUCAGACCCUGACCCCUGUCGCACUGAUCGAGCUGAUCGAAUGGAUUGAUCCGGAGCGCCAGGAUGAGCAUGAGGGAUCUUCAGGAAGUCCUCACUCAGGUCCUGCUGCUGGUUCUCCUCCUGGGAUCUCCAGCACACUCCAGGGAACAUCAAGUGGUGCGGAUGGGAGCGUGUGAGGUGGUGGCUUUACACCGAUGCUGUAAUAAGAACAAGAUCGAGGAGCGUUCGCAGACCGUCAAGUGCUCGUGUUUCCCGGGACAAGUGGCAGGAACCACUCGAGCGGCUCCGUCCUGCGUAGACGCCUCUAUCGUCCAGCAGAAGUGGUGGUGUCAGAUGGAUCCGUGUCUGGAUGGAGAGGAUUGUAAAGUGCUGCCGGAUCUCAAAGGCUGGAGCUGUGCUACGGGGAACAAGAUCAAGACCACGAAGAUCUCCUCAGACCGGGACCAGCUCUGGUGAGCGCUGGAACCUGAUCAGGCACACACAGAGAGGAUCAGGGGGUGUUUGUGGGACUCUUACAGCGCUGGUGUGAGACGAUCAUAACCUCGACUGAUCCGAUGGAGGUCACAGAGAUCCUCUAAAACAUCAUCUUCAUCAGGCGUCAGAUGGAUGAUGGGAAAACACAGAUGAACAUUUAGUUCCUGCAUCUCUUGAGGUUCUGAUAUGAAUUAUAUCCAAUGAAAUCAUAUCAAAGAAGACGUUUGAUCCGUGUAAAUGAUGCGUACGCUCAUAAUAAACCAUGAUUGUCUUAAACUGCUGGCUUUUAUCUUCUCCUGGGCUUUCUCUGUGUCCAGAUGUUUUCCAGGUGAGGUGGGCGGAGCAGGAAGUGCUUCAUGACCCCCAGGUGACCCUCAGUCGUUCACUCAGCCAGAGAAUCAGUGAAUCACUUGAGUGAUUCAUUUGGACAGAACAGAUGCCCAGCUAACGGAGCGUUCUCUAAACGUUUCGUCAAGGUUCUUUUAAUGUUGUGAAUAUUGCUUUGAAUCCGAGUGAAUAGAUGAUCACAGCGCUCUCUUAAUUUAGUCUGUCAGUGCUGCUGUUGAAAAUGCAAAACAGUAAAAACAAUCCCAGACGGGGUUAACACACAAGACGUUCACUGCUGGCCCUUUAAUGUGUGCAUAUGCGUUUAUAAUAUAUGAAAUUUGUUUUUUAGUUAUAUGAAAUUAAUCCUCAGUCAAGAGAAAAUUCCCAGUGAGAUCAGUGUCUUUAUGGAAAGCAGUGUAUUCUGGGAUUUUUCAGGAGAA